Molecule: messenger RNA, 687 nt
Organism: Pistacia vera
Lineage: Eukaryota; Viridiplantae; Streptophyta; Magnoliopsida; Sapindales; Anacardiaceae
Product: anthocyanidin 3-O-glucosyltransferase 2-like
Exons: 1
Coding region: 1-687 (228 amino acids)
Source: RefSeq, a predicted model, not a curated record
AUGAUUGAAGUUGCGAAUGAUUUUGGAGUUCCUAGCCACAUUUUCUACAUCUCCAGUGCAGCUUUUCUUAGUAUGCAGUUACACUUGCAAGUUCUUUGUGAUAAGCAAAACCAGCCCAUCACUGAGUUGAAAGACUCGGCCACAGAGUUGAUUGUCCCGAGUCUCGUUAAGCCGUUUCCUGUUAGGAAUUUGCCUAUCGUGUUCAUAGAGAAAGAGUGGACUAUUGUUAUAUUUCAACAAGCGAGGGGGUUUAGAGAAGCAAAGGGCAUUAUUGUAAAUACAUUCAAGGAGUUGGAAUCCUAUGCGGUCGAGUCUUUCUCUGAUGGUAAGUUGAACAACACCCCACCUGUGUAUACACCGGGAACCAUUUUGAAUUUAGAGGGUGAUGAGAUUGAUCGAGGAUCAGGUGGAUCCAUCUCAAUAACAGAGAUCAAGGAGUGGCUUGAUGAUCAACCGCCAUCAUUGAUUAUGUUUCUUUGCCUCGGGAGCAUGGGAAGCUUCAGUGAGGACCAGGUGAAAGAAAUCGCUUGUGCGCUUGAACAUUGCGGCCAUCGGUUUUUGUGGUCCCUAUGUCAACCUCCACCGAAGGGUCAAGUUGGUAAUCCUACUGAUUAUGCUAAUCUGACGGACGUGCUACCUGAAGGGUUCAUUGAUCGGACGACUAAGAUUGGAAAAGUAAUCGGAUGA